This is a messenger RNA of Bactrocera oleae (olive fruit fly), 953 nucleotides long. Its product is annotated as putative odorant-binding protein A5. The record is from RefSeq and is a predicted model, not a curated record. Lineage: Eukaryota; Metazoa; Arthropoda; Insecta; Diptera; Tephritidae.
GCUUGAGUUUUGAAAAUCAGUAUGGAAAGUAUUUCAUUGAUAAUAUAAUACUAUAAAACAAAUGUGGCACAAAAUAGAACGAUUUGUAAUCAUUUAUCUUGCAAUAAAUUGUGUAUCAGCCGAGGAUACUGAGGCUGAGAAGCUCUUCCGUGAUCUCGAAGUAGUGCCCGAUAUAUUGGAUGAACCACCAAAGGAAUUGUUGAAGAUUGAGUACGAUGGCGGCCUAGAUGUUGGCAGAGGGGAAGAAUUCACGCCGACGCAAACUAAAGACGAGCCGAAGAUUGAUUGGACUGCCGAGCCAGAUGCAUUUUACACAAUCAUAAUGACUAAUCCGGACAUACCUACGCGACAGAACCCAGCAACACGCGAAUGGCUUCACUGGUUGGUGGUUAACAUACCGGGCACAGAUUUGGCUAAAGGUUACGUAUUAGACCCCUACAUCGGACCAUUGAAUCCAAAGGAAAGUGGUUUGGUGCGAAACGUGUUUCUGAUCUAUAAGCAACUCGGUAAACAAGAAUUCGAUGAGCCCUUACUCAAUAAUACAAAUGUGGCUGGCCAUGAGCGAUUCUCUUCUAAAGGCUUUGCUAAAAAAUACGAUAUGGAACUUGUGGCUGGCAAUAUAUUCCAAUCACGCUGGGAUGAAUAUGUAACACUAUUGCAUAAACAAUUCGGCAUUAUUAAGCGAUAAGUUCAUUGAGUAACGAGUCAGAAAUCCUACUACAUAUAUAUGUAUACAUAUAAAUGUUAAAAAAUUUAUAACAUGCACAAAAUAUAUAUUAUGCUUCAAGCAUGAAGGGCACACUUCACUCCAUAAUGCCUUGAAAUUUUUCAAAUUGGAUUUGUAAUUUCAGCAUGGCGUCUGAAAGACCCAAAAUAUUUGUUAAACUUAAAUUUCUGCACAAUUAUAAAUUCCAUAAAUUAAACUGCUUGUUUUAUCGUUAUACUUGAAAAAA